AUUCUUCAAUGUUAAUAUCAUGUUCUUAUGUUUUGAUUUUAUUGUCUGUUAGGUUUUAUAUGUACUAUUAGCACUCGUUCAUUUUGAUACAAUUGUUCUCAAAUCUAGGGUUUUGCGUUUAUGGAAAGAGAUUGUUGUAUUCGGUGUUAUUUUGUUAGGGGAGGAAUGUUAAAGUUAGUUAAUUGUUUUGUCUGUUUAGUUUGGUUUUAUAAAUAAGCUGGAUAUCAGAUUGUAUUAGUCAUUCAAGAAAUAAGAAAAAACUCCUACUUUUCUCUUUAGUUCUCUCUGUGAUUCUCUCUCUUUCUUUUCUGAAUUCCCUGAUUUCUCUUCCCCCUCAACUCAUCUUCUACAUUCUAUCAUCAUCAAUCUUCAUCACUGAAGAAUAUUCCGCAGUUGAGCUAGCCUCCUGCAACAUAUUUUUAUUUUGUUGUUCUUCGAGAAUUCGUUGGAGAAGCAGAUAAAUCUGAGCGAGAAGGGAAUGGACUAAAUUGAUGAGCUGUAGUUGUUGAAAUGUAUUGAUUAUUAACCAGUAAGAAAAUUUGUGGUUUUGAAGGGAUUUGGGAUUUGUUACCUUAGUAGGAGUACCAUGGUAUAUGAAUUUUGACAGGGGUAUCUGAAAUUAUUGUAUUUCCCUUUAAUAGACUCUACUAGAUAAAAGGCAGCUCUUCAACUGUUGACGAGGGUUUGGACGGUUAUGCUAUCUUUUCUUCUUCUCCUGAAAUCCCCUGCAGUUGAUGAUAAGUCGAGAUUCUAAAACUAUGAAAUGUCGUACUCAAGACGCGAUGUUCACUCACCAUCACCAUACAGACGUUAUGGUCGUUCUUUCUCGAGGUCCUUGUCAAGAUCAAGUUCGUUGUCAAGGAGUCGAUCAAGGAGCCUUGAGAGCAGUGUAGAGAAUCCAGGAAAUAACCUGUAUGUGACUGGAUUGUCAACACGUGUCACCAGGAAAGAGCUUGAGAAACACUUCUCGAGUGAGGGAAAGGUGGAAGACGUCCACCUCGUAACCGAUCCAUGGACCAAAGAAUCACGGGGUUUUGGCUUUGUGACCAUGUCCUCUCUCGAGGAGGCAGAUCGUUGUAUCAAGUAUCUUAACCGCUCUGUACUUGAAGGGCGUGUCAUCAUGGUUGAGAAGGCCCGAAGGAGGAGAGGCCGUACACCAACUCCAGGAAAAUACCUGGGGCUAAGGACAUCUCGCAGUCGUCACCGCUCUCCUACUUAUUCACCUUACAGUAGGAGACAUUCAUCUCGUUGUUCGUCUGAUAGGGAGAGGUCCUACUCCCCCUACCCCAGACGAGAUAGAUCGUAUUCUCCCUACUAUAGCCGUCGGAGUCGGCAUGCACGGUCGAGGUCUCGCUCUCCAUACUAUAGGAGAUCACCUAUCAGCAGACGACGAUAUGAUUAUUCUCCCUCUCCUGAAGAAAGGUACUACAGAAGAAGGGACCGGAGUCUUUCCCGAAGCUGUUCACCAAGGGGAAGAAGCUAUUCACGUAGUUACUCUCCUAGGCCAAGGAGAAGCUCAAGGAGUUACUCUCGUAGUUACUCACCUAGGCCAAGGAGAAAGAGUUUAUCAUCUAAGGCAAGGAGAAGCUCAAGGAGGAGCUACUCACGUAGCUAUUCACCAAGGCCAAGGAAGAGUUACAAGAGAAGCUGCACUCGCAGUUUGUCAAGAAGCCCCAGUAGGAGUGUCUCCUAUUCCCCUAAGAAGCGUGGUCGAUCUCUUGAUAGUCACUCGUCAAGAAGCUACUCGGGAGAUAGUGCUCCCUCCAGAUCUAGAUCUCUUUCAAAAUCUGCCAGUCCAAGGUCUCGUUCACCGUCUACCUGACCUGAACUUGUUCUAUUGUAGCAUUGUAGAAUAAUCAGUGAAUGUAUUAUUUUUAGAAACUUGUCCAAAGCUGUAAUUUGAAUGCUUUACCAUGAACUUGUUGGUUUUCUAUUCAAGUCGUGGUUGUAUUUUGCUCAA
This is a messenger RNA of Spinacia oleracea (spinach), 1960 nucleotides long. Its product is annotated as serine/arginine-rich splicing factor SR45a. Gene Ontology annotation, molecular function: RNA binding. The transcript has 6 exons. Bases 764 to 1822 code for a protein of 352 amino acids. Lineage: Eukaryota; Viridiplantae; Streptophyta; Magnoliopsida; Caryophyllales; Amaranthaceae. The record is from RefSeq and is a predicted model, not a curated record.